AUGGCUGAUGCCCCUUCAAUUGAGGAUUUGUCCUCACUGUCCGAGUCCGAGUUGACGGCUCACCUCGAGGCCCUGCGCGCCGCCUUCGAGCAGAAAGGCCUGGAAUGGCCAGCUGAUCCUGCAACCACUGGAAGCGCCGCCACCAAGGCGCGGAGGCGACUCGAGGACGGCGACGACGACGAGGAGGGAGAAGAGGAUUCCGACGAGGAGGAUGAAGGCGAUGACCAGGAUGCCAUUGUCUCGUUGGACCGGAGUGAUGACAAGGUGUGUUUCGACUUCCGCCUGGGGGAGCUUCCGCGUGGCGUGGAGCACGAAGGGGAGCCCGCACGGCUCAUCCGCACCGCUGACUCAGGAGAUGCGACCGUCCUGUCUGUGCCUGCUGGAGGGUACAUCAAACUGCCCUUAGAUUUCCAGGAGAAGCAUGGUGCAACGGUCACCCAGUACACACUGGUGGUGGAGUUGCGCUGCAGUCAUCCGCGGCCUUUGUCGCUCUUCCAAGCGACCUGGCCCGAGGUCUCAGUGAACCAUGCCACCAUCUCCGAAUGCAUCCUGGACGACGGCCGUAUCCUGGUUGGAGGCGCCGAGAGUGACCUCCUACGAGCUUUGAGUGCCGCGCGACAGCAAAAUCGUUUCAUCCGCAUUUUCUUCGUCUGCGACGCGAAGGAGGGGCAGAUCACGGUCUACGUGAACCAGGACCUGGCACUGGAGCUGGGCAACGUCUCGGGCUCCCGCUGGGCACUGGAUCGGAAAGGCUUGCUCCUCUUGGCAAGCAACAGUGCCUCGUACAUGCCUGGACUCGAGCUGAAACGCGUGGAACUUCAUCGACGCUUGAUGCACGCGCAGGACGUGAAGGCCCAUGCCUCCCAGCGCUGGUCCUUCCGCGGCGCCGCGCUCUCCGCGGCGCUGCGGAAGCUGCGGGGGAAGCUGUCGCUGUCGGUGCUGGACAAGAAGCCGCAGCCGAUCUGGUGCGAUCUGUCGUUUUUGGCCCACUUCUGCGACGUCUUCAUGAACAUCAACAAUGGAAGCAUCUAUCGUUCUCUACAGGUCGUCCACUUGGGUUUGCAGCAGCUGAUCGGCGAGAAGAACCCACUGAUGACCAGUGAUGAUCAGGCGGCGACGAAGAAGACAAUGGAGAUCUUCGAAGCAGGUUUGGACCUCUUCCGGAAGUAUGAUCGAACCAAAGGAGAGGUGGAUCCUUAUGAUGACUAUGCCGAGAUGCCUGGACUUCUGCCCUUCUUGAAGAGGCUCCGUCGUGCCUUGAACAGCCUGAAGGUGGGUGACAUGGCGCUACUGCCGGGCGGCUGGGGCUGUGGCGAUUUCAUGGAACGCGUGGGGGAGGACAACUAUCGCAUCGCGGUCUUCGGCUUCGGUGACAGCCGCGAAUAUCAUCCGAAGUCGGCACGGAUGCCGCCGAAGGUGAAGUUCCGCCCCAUCGUUUUGGAGAAUCUGCCGCGACGCAAAGCCUUGGAUGACGCCUGGUGGGCGCUCCUCAUCGCCACUAACCUUCCGGAUGUCAACGAGCAGCUUGGUGAAAGGAAACACCGGCGCAUUCGAACCAUGCUGAGGGAUAAGACCAACGCGCAACUCACCUAUGACUUCUUCCUCCCCUACAUGGCAGGGCAAACCUUGGAGCAAGUGAGAGAGGCCUCCGAGAAGACCGCCGAUUCGGAGGACCCGGCGUUGGAUUGGCGCACGCCUGUCUAUGGGCGCUCCAGGAACAACUUCCAUCGUUGCCUUUUGGACGCCUUGCACUACUGCCUGCGAAGGAAUGGUCUCAGUAAAGCGCGAACCAAGCUGGUGAAGUUUUGCCUGAGGACAUCUUUGUUGCGCCUGGCUUCCAACGACGUGAAGGCGGUGUUGGAGCUCAGUGGGUCGGAUCGGACCUUGGUGAGGAUGCUGUGCAAGCAGGUGGCUUUCACUGCAGCCAAGCUUUCGAAGGUUGGCCAUUUGAAUCUCGACGGGCUGCGGCAGAUCAAGCAGACGGUCGAUGAGGUGGAAACAAAGCUCUUGCAGAAGACCUGCAGUGAGGGUACUGCCUCCAAACCACCUCUGUUGGACCUGUGUACCGGCGAAUCGUCUUCUCAUGUGGCCCUGGGCAAGGCAGCUUCACUGCAGGCCUGUGAUUCGGCCUCGGGCAUCUUCCCGCUCUUCGAACGCCUCCUGCGAGAGGAGCUCGAAGGGAAGGAAGGUACUCCUGGCUUUAUGGGUACUCCUGGUGAUUGUUUACAUACUCUUCGCUUCCGGGAGGCGUUCAUCCCCCUGCCACCAGUGAACUUCGACCUCUUGGCGGGAAAGGUCCGUAGCAUGAGUGAUGCAGUGGCAGCCCUGAAGACCACCGACUACUUGUUGGCACAAUUGGACAAUCUCAGUUCGAGCUUGCGCUUUGCGCAUUUCUUGAAGAUUGCCCUGGUGCAGCAUGUCUUCACUCGUUUGCUUCCUGUGCCCUUGGGCCCGAUCUCCCGCACACGUGGCGUGGAUCCAGUCUGGGGCACCACUGCCACGCCAGAGCAGCAGGUGGACACGGCCUUGGUGGUCAAACGCAUUGCGCAGCACUUCGCCAUGAGCUGCGGGGCCACGGCAGGCCAUCGGGGCUUCGAUGGAACGCGCGUCAUCGUCCUGGGCACCAUGGUGAUUCUGAUGGAUCGUCUCCUUCGACAACCCUUGACGACCACGACCAGCAAAGCCGUGGCCGGACGCAUGGACGACGAGCACGAGGAAGAGACGCGGUUCUUAGUGUCCUGGGAGGUCUAUGCGAAGCAGUCUGAGACCUUCUUGCUCUUCUCGCCUGACCUCAAUGUAGCUCGAGCACGGACCUUGGCCUACUUCCAGGAGGUGGAGCAGGAAGCGCGAGAGCAGGGCGCCAAGAUCAAGCACAUCUUCCAGUGGGAGCGUGAUGGUUGGGUCAUGGAAUUUCCAGACCAGGGCGCGGAGGCCUUAUGUGGCAAGAUGGCCAAGAGCCUCUACAAGAGGCAAGAUGGCCGGGGUGUCGAGCGAACGAACUUGAUCGACAGCUACGUAGACAGCUACUUCCCAGAGUUUGCUGCCUUUCGCGACGUCUGUAUGUGGUGGAAGUUCUACUUGUGCACCGACCCCAUCGUGUUCCGAUUCCAGGCGUUGGAGUUCUCGGACGGGCACCUACAGUGGUCCAUCGACAUCCACCCGCGCUUCCAGAAGCGCUGCUACAUCGUGAAGUCUUUUGGACAAGGGAACCGUGCGCAGAUGCUUUUCGGAAAACUGGAGAAGCCCGCGCUGAAGGAGCAUCGUUAUCAGUCUGAAGCGCUCCCAAGUAACCUGGCGGGGCAGAGCAUUUGGUCCGAGGACGACGUGCUCCACGUCCACACCUUACCCUCGUUUGGAGAUCGUCCCCGAUCCCAGACCCCGCGGACGUCGGGAUGUGGAGACGUGGAGUGA
This is a messenger RNA of Durusdinium trenchii, 3411 nucleotides long. The record is from the annotation of a GenBank genome assembly. NCBI's taxonomy places the organism in Eukaryota, Dinophyceae, Suessiales, Symbiodiniaceae.